Molecule: messenger RNA, 650 nt
Organism: Poecile atricapillus (Black-capped chickadee)
Lineage: Eukaryota; Metazoa; Chordata; Aves; Passeriformes; Paridae
Gene: GTF2H5
Product: general transcription factor IIH subunit 5
Exons: 3
Coding region: 215-430 (71 amino acids)
Biological process (GO): nucleotide-excision repair, preincision complex assembly; transcription by RNA polymerase II; transcription initiation at RNA polymerase II promoter
Cellular component (GO): transcription factor TFIIH holo complex; transcription factor TFIIH core complex
Source: RefSeq, a predicted model, not a curated record
GCCAAUCCGCGGGCGCUGCCGGGGGCCGGCGGGCGCGUGCGCGGGCGAGUCACUUCCGCCGGCCGGGAAGCGGCGGGGGAGAAGCACGGGUGUGAGGGAGCGGAUCCAGCGGGAAACGCUCGGUCUGCGGCGGAGAUUUCCCGUGAUCGCCAGUGCGAGCCAAAGCAGGGGUUGCUCUUGCCCACUCUCCAGCGCUCGUAAGGGAACCGGGAAGAUGGUGAAUGUUCUGAAAGGUGUUCUUGUUGAAUGUGACCCAGCAAUGAAGCAGUUUCUGCUCUACUUGGAUGAGUCAAAUGCUUUGGGAAAGAAGUUCAUCAUACAAGACCUGGAUGAAACUCAUGUCUUUGUAUUAGCUGAGUUGGUCAACUUCCUCCAGGAGAGAGUGGGCGAGUUAAUGGACCAGAACUCAUUUCCUAUUACUCAGAAGUGAGAAAAACCAGAGAAAUGAGAUUACUGCAAGUUUUGGAACAGUGAAUUUCAAUAGUUUGGGUUGUUACUGUUUUAAUAGAUAACACUGUGGCAUGUAAGUUCUACAUAGAAGUGGCUACUAUAGAAAAUGCAUCAUUUUCAUAGACAAAAUAGUCUGGAAUUGGAUCUUGUUUCUCAUUUUGAAAGAAUGUGGUAUCUUUAUUAAAGUACUUAAAAUUAUA